AUGACGUCAUUGAUUGGCACUCAUUCUGGAAAAUUCCAUUGUGAUGAGGCAUUCGCGUGCUUCAUGUUGAAACAACUGCCGAAAUUCAAAGAGCACGCGAUUUUGAGAACCCGUGACGCGUCUCAACUGGAAAAAUGCGACAUCGUCGUCGAUGUGGGCGGAGUCUUUGAUCAUUCGAAACAGCGAUACGAUCAUCAUCAACGCGGAUUCACCGAGACGAUGCGGACACUUGAAAAGUUGAAUUUCGAUACGAAAUUGAGUUCGGCUGGGCUCGUUUAUGCUCAUUACGGAAAGGAUGUCAUUAAUCAGAUCCUCGGCGGCAACGUCACCCCUUCAAUGGUCGAUCUCUUCUACCACCGUCUCUACGAGCAAUUCGUCGAAUCAAUCGACGCAAUCGACAACGGAAUCGCUCAAUACGACGGUGUCCCUCGUUACCACUCACCAGGCAAUCUCUCCGCCCGGACCGGACAAUUCAAUGCUCAUUGGAAUGAGCCGGAGAACGAUGCGGAUGAGAGAUUCGAGAAGGCGAUGGAAUUCAUUGGAGAGGAAUUUGUGAGAAGUGUCAAAUAUCUGGCGAAUGUCUGGUGGCCGGCUAGAGAAAUUAUCGAGACGGCUGUGGAGAAACGGUUUGAGAAUGACGCGUCUGGGAGGAUUAUUCUCAUUGAGAAUGGAGGAUGUCCGUGGAAAGAACACUUCUUCGAUAUUGAAGCCCAGAAGAAUAUUCGAGAUGAUAAUGUCACUUAUAUCUUGUUUUCAGACUCGACGAACGCCUCAUGGCGCGUCCAAGCGAUUCCAUCCGACAAGACAUCGUCAUUCGAGAAUCGUCAACCACUUCCAGCCGCGUGGCGUGGUCUCCGCGACGAUGAUCUCAGUAAGGAGAGCGGAAUCCCGGGUGGCGUCUUCGUCCACAUUUCCGGAUUCAUCGGAGGAAAUUUGACUCGCGACGGCGCACUGGCAAUGGCACGCAAGGCUUUGGAGAUUGGUGCUGGAGACGAGAAUCCGGAGGCGAAGAAACAGAAAAUGGAGAGCUAA
Caenorhabditis remanei is the source of this 1032-nucleotide messenger RNA. RefSeq lists its product as uncharacterized. The coding region runs from base 1 to 1032 and encodes 343 amino acids. The transcript is spliced from 4 exons. The record is from RefSeq and is a predicted model, not a curated record. Gene Ontology annotation, cellular component: cytoplasm; nucleus. Lineage: Eukaryota; Metazoa; Nematoda; Chromadorea; Rhabditida; Rhabditidae.